Molecule: messenger RNA, 1204 nt
Organism: Myotis brandtii (Brandt's bat)
Lineage: Eukaryota; Metazoa; Chordata; Mammalia; Chiroptera; Vespertilionidae
Gene: CDNF
Product: cerebral dopamine neurotrophic factor
Exons: 5
Coding region: 1-741 (246 amino acids)
Biological process (GO): neuron projection development; dopaminergic neuron differentiation
Cellular component (GO): endoplasmic reticulum
Source: RefSeq, a predicted model, not a curated record
AUGAGGCGGCAGAGAAGGCGGCAGCAGCAGAGCGGUCCCCCGCCGACUACAGGUCUCCGGCUCCCAACAGCCCCAUCAGGCACCGCGGAGACUCCACGUUCCCGCCCGCCCACUGCGUCGGUCCGAACGCCGCGGCCUCCCGCGUUGUCGCCAAUCAGCGUGAAGGUCCCGCCUCUCGCACUGCAGUCGACGAAUAGCUUUCCUGCGCCUGUACCUGCCCCGCAGAAGCCGCACGGCGUGUGCUCGGCGCUGGGCCAGGAGCCCGGGGGGCGCCCGGGGGCCGACUGUGAAGUAUGUGAAGAAUUCUUGAACCGAUUCUACAAUUCCUUGAUAGCCAGAGGAAUUAACUUUUCUCUGGACACCAUAGAAAAAGAAUUGGUCAGCUUUUGCUUGGGCGUCAAAGGAAAAGAAAACCGCCUGUGCUAUUAUCUAGGAGCAACAAAAGAUGCAGCCACAAAGAUCCUAAGUGAAGUCACUCGUCCAAUGAGUGUGCACAUGCCUGCAAUGAAGAUUUGUGAGAAGCUCAAGAAGAUGGACAGUCAGAUCUGUGAGCUGAAAUAUGAAAAGAAAUUAGACUUAGCAUCAGUGGACCUGUGGAAGAUGCGAGUGGCAGAGCUGAAACAGAUCCUGUACAGCUGGGGAGAAGAAUGCAGGGCCUGCGCGGAGAAAGCUGACUACGUAAAUCUGAUCAAGGAGCUGGCACCGAAGUAUGCAGCGAUGCACCCCAGGACAGAGCUCUGACCCUCAAAUGCUGGGGCACCAUUGGUUGUAAUUAGAGACAAAAUGAGUCUCUAGGAUAUGGAUGAGUUGGUUAAAAGUAACCGGGAAUUGCACUGUGCAUGGUCGCAUACAUUUUGUUUUGAUAUGACACUUCAGGACUGGUUGCUUGGGUUUGUAAGUAAAACUGUUAAUAUUGGUGGUAUCUUACAUUUUCAGUGUACCAAAAUCUAAAAGUGCCUUUCUCAUAAUUUUCUGGUAAGGACUAUGCAAAUGAUUAUUGGCUACCCCCUAAAACUGGGAAAAGCGAACUAUUGAAAAAUUGAUGUAGUAAAUUGAUUCUAAGAAGGAGGAUAAUGCUCACAGGCCUCUCUGUGAACAAAUAUUUAAUUGAAUGGAUUGGAUUAGGACAGAAGGAACAAUGUUUAGCUUAUUAACUCUACACUUCAACUCAAAAUAAUAACCUGGCAUAAUAAAAAGUUUUUUU